Molecule: messenger RNA, 2161 nt
Organism: Solenopsis invicta (red fire ant)
Lineage: Eukaryota; Metazoa; Arthropoda; Insecta; Hymenoptera; Formicidae
Gene: Tbc1d22
Product: TBC1 domain family member 22B
Exons: 7
Coding region: 98-1729 (543 amino acids)
Biological process (GO): activation of GTPase activity
Molecular function (GO): GTPase activator activity
Source: RefSeq, a predicted model, not a curated record
UCUUCAACAAUUGUUGCAAUGGUAUGAGGAGUAAUCCAUGCUGCAGCAACCACAUUGAAAGACUACCAGGUACGAGUUAACUUGGUCUCCUUCCACUAUGGAAAAUCAAGGAUACCAUCAGGCCAUUUCAACUCAUCAGUCUUUCUGGAAGAAAAAUACACGGGCUGUACCAGGGAGGCCAAGCCUGAAGCAAGACGUUAGACAUGGCAAGUUUAAUUCCACUGCAAUUGGAUCUGGCAAUUUAACUGGUACUGCUAACAGCAGUAGCAGUACAGGUGGAAGUGGAGGCUCCACUUCCUUCCAAGACUUUCAGGAGAGCGUGGACGAUGCAUGGGAUUCGGGGGACGAUGAAUUCUGUACAGUCUCGGAUGUAAAGAUAUCAAAGAGGGUCAGUCACUCAGCAGCCCUUAGCGUUAUCAACAGUCACAGAUCUGGCAAUAAGUGUUUACAGCCAUCUCAAACGAACGCCAAGGUGGUCCAGCAGGAAAUUAUCCCCGAGGAGAAAAAGGCAGAAGCCCUUCAGAGGCUGGCAGUGCAACCGUUGCAUUUACGCAACGUGAAUUUGCACUCGCAGAUGAUUAACAGCCAGCACUCGGGUGAAGACACAGAUUUGAAACAUAGCGUAUCACCUCAACAUAAACCUACGCAAUUUCCUGGUAGACCACAGCCGCUGAGACAGGCAAAUGCUCCCAAUAAAUUUUUUAUACCUUCAAAGGAGCAGGAUGGUGAGAGUAAAGUGGACAAAUUUCAAUUACUUUUGGAAGCAUCCGUGCUGAAUCUAGAUGAGUUGAGACAGUUAUCGUGGUCAGGUGUGCCUGCGAAAUUGCGUUCCGUCACUUGGCGGUUAUUGUCUGAAUACUUGCCGGCUAAUUUAGAACGCAGACAACCCGCACUGGAACGCAAACGAUUGGAUUAUUGGAACUUGGUCAAGCAGUAUUAUGAUGUCGAGCGUGAUGAGGGUUUCCAGGAUACGUAUCGUCAGAUCCAUAUCGAUAUUCCUAGAAUGUCACCUCUUAUCUCACUGUUCCAGCAGACGACAGUGCAACUGAUAUUCGAGAGAAUACUGUACAUUUGGGCUAUUAGGCAUCCUGCGUCUGGUUAUGUCCAGGGUAUGAAUGAUCUCGUGACACCUUUCUUCUUGGUCUUUCUACAAGAGGCAGUGCCAAUACAAGCUUGGCAAGAUCUUGAAAAUUACGACGUGGCGUCAUUGUCGAAGGAGCAACGCGACAUUAUCGAGGCAGACAGCUUUUGGUGCCUAUCUAAAUUUUUAGACGGUAUACAGGACAACUACAUAUUUGCUCAGUUGGGAAUCCAACAUAAAGUGAAUCAGUUGAAGGAGCUGAUACAAAGGAUUGAUGCGCCGUUGCAUCAACAUUUGCAUCAGCAUGGGGUAGAUUAUCUACAAUUCUCCUUUCGGUGGAUGAACAAUUUGUUGACCAGGGAAAUCCCGCUUCAUUGUACCAUCCGACUAUGGGACACGUAUUUGGCAGAAUCCGACAGAUUUGCCUCGUUUCAGCUCUACGUAUGCGCGGCCUUUCUUCUUCGUUGGAGGAGACACUUGCUCUUGCAACCCGAUUUUCAAGGGCUGAUGUUAAUGCUACAAAACCUGCCCACGCAAAACUGGACGGAUUCGGAGAUAGGCGUGCUGGUGGCCGAGGCGUACAAAUUGAAAUUUACGUUUGCCGACGCGCCGAAUCAUCUACAGGCACACGACACAACGACCAGGUGACCACUUUCAGACGGAUCAGGUUGAUGUUAUUAUAGUGGCCAAACUGAGAGGCCGGGCGCGCUAUCGCGUUGUCAGUUCUCUUCUUCCGUCUCGCCGUCACUAAUAUGCAUUGUGACGUUCAAUCUAUCACGGCCAUAUCGAAAGUUUUUGAAAAACGCGGUCUCCUACGUUUCGUUCCCGCGUCGGCUAUUAAGUUUUUUCAAUUACUUUAUGCGUUAUAGAGUUUAUUCCUUUGUUAUAUUGAAGGAUUUCACGAAGAGGGUUUAGAUAUACUCGCCAUGUGUUCCACUCUGGAAUAAAAUGUAAAUGUGUUUCAAGACGUGGAAAUUGUAACGCGAAUCAAUUGCCAUUUCCCGGUUUGCAUUAAAUUUUUAUAUAUAUAAGUAUCAGACAUUAUAUACAGAUAAUAUAUAUAGACAAAAAAGUUUUGUA